AUUUGGCAAAAUUCGGCCUGUACAACAUCAGUAUAGGCAACCCGGAGACGUAACGAAUCCCACGAGGGCAGAAAAGUAAACGGAAAUUAGCGCAUUUCUACGCAAGAGCCACAAGGCGGACGAUUGCCAAUAGAUACGAGAUUUGAAUGCGUUGACCAUGGCAAUUUCAAAUCCGUCUGUCUUGCUGCUUCCUCUACUUGGAGCGAUUCUUGUUGCUCGUUUCAAGCCCGAAUGGGCGACGGUUUCGACUAUAUUAUCUACGACGCCUAGUUUACUCUAUGGCUUUUUCCGAGUCUUCAUCUAUCCUUUCUGGUUGAGUCCCCUUAGGAAUCUUCCCGAACCAACAGGCUCUCGCUUCCCGUGGUGUCACGCCAGCGAAAUAAGACGCUCUAAUAACGGAGCGCCUUAUCGCCGAUGGAUUAAUAGCGUACCUAACGACGGCCUGAUAAGAUUUCGUGUGCUUUUAAAUCAAGAGAGAUUACUGUUAACAUCACCGCAAGCUUUGCGAGAAGUCCUUGUUACCAAGACGUAUGAUUUUAUCAAACCUUCAGAACCUACGUAUCUCUUUCGCACCUUGCUUGGACAUGGGUUACUCUCUGCCGAAGGUGAAGAGCAUCAAAUACAACGAAAAUCUAUGAUGCCUGCGUUCACUUUCAGGCACAUCAAGGAUCUGUACCCUAUCUUCUGGUCCAAGGCGCGGGAGAGUGUUGAAGCAAUCGCGGCCUCGCAACAGUUUCAUUCGGGCAGUCAAACACCAAAAGCGCAAAGUGUAAGACUCUGGGCCGGCCGAACUGCUCUAGACAUAAUAGGGCUGGCUGGAACUGGCCAUGACUUCAAUGCACUUGAAGAUCCCAAUGGAGAAGCGGUCUUGGCCUACCAUGACUUGACUUCUGAAGAGGGGCCGCUGUUCUACUGGACUUCGAUAGGGCUUGAUCUGCCAGUUCGAUAUAUAUUAAAGCUUCCUACUCGUCAGUUCAACACCCUUCGCAGGGCUGCGGGCAAGAUAAACAGCCUAUCGUUUGGGCUUAUCGAAGAAAAGAAGAAGAGACUGAGUAAUGCAAAAGACCAGGCUCUUGAUAUCGCAUCUGUGGCUCUGGCAUCAGGGUCCUUCAGCGAGCAGGGUCUCGUGGAUCAAAUGAUGACCUUCCUUGCGGCAGGGCACGAAACGAGUGCGAGCACGAUGACAUGGGCGAUUUAUCUUCUUUGCAAGUAUCCCGACGUCCAGGAACGUCUAAGAUCUGAAAUCAGGGAACAACUACCUCCGAUUUCCGACCCAAACUCCACGGUCACCGCUUUACAGAUCGACAAACUUCCGUAUCUGAGUGCAGUCUGUAACGAAAUCAUGCGAUUCAUGCCCGCGGUGCCGAUGACUGCACGCGAUGCAGCUUGCGACACUUCUAUCUGCGGUCGGAAUGUUCCUAAAGGAACUAGAGUCAUAAUCUCCGCGUGGGCUAUCAAUGUUAGCAAAGAUCUGUGGGGAGAAGACGCUCUUGACUUCAACCCUGACCGCUGGCUUAGGGCUGGUCAGGCUAACACAGGAGGGGCCAUGAGCAACUUUGCGAACUUGACUUUCAUUCAUGGCCCUAGGAGCUGUAUAGGAAAAGAUUUCGCGAGGUCCGAGAUAUUGUGUUUGCUCGCGGCUUGGAUUGGCCAUUUUGAGGUCAUCUUUGAAAAUGGGGUGGAGUUGCCCACGGAUAUUGAGGGAUGGGUAACCGCAAAGCCCCGACACGGGAUGCCUGUGGUUUUCAAGGAAUUAGAAGGAUGGUGAUUCAGAUGUUCAAGUUUCUAGUAUAGUGAGUCGUCUUUACACAUUACGUCAUAGUGGACGAUACAGCAGCUAUGCUAUUGAGGCACCAAAAGUCUAGCAGUGCUCAUAUACUACUACGAGUUUGACUUUUAGUUUCCAAC
Messenger RNA from Verruconis gallopava, 1908 nucleotides. RefSeq lists its product as uncharacterized. The record is from RefSeq and is a predicted model, not a curated record. Lineage: Eukaryota; Fungi; Ascomycota; Dothideomycetes; Venturiales; Sympoventuriaceae. The transcript has 4 exons. Bases 158 to 1768 code for a protein of 536 amino acids. Gene Ontology annotation, molecular function: oxidoreductase activity, acting on paired donors, with incorporation or reduction of molecular oxygen; heme binding; iron ion binding.